Molecule: messenger RNA, 2182 nt
Organism: Prorocentrum cordatum
Lineage: Eukaryota; Dinophyceae; Prorocentrales; Prorocentraceae
Source: the annotation of a GenBank genome assembly
CAGGCGGCGCCCGCGGCGGACUCUCGGGACCCGCCGCAGCCCCCAACGGUCUACUGGGAGGCGCCGCCGCCGCGGGCGCCCGCAGCACCGCAGGUCCGCGACGGCGUCCAAUGGCCAGGCCACGGCGUCCCAUUCGCGAGGGGGCAUUGCGGCGGCAAGCAGGCCGCGCCCGUAGCCGACUACUGGGAGGCGCCCCCCGCGGACUACUGGGAGGCGCCGCCGCCGCGGGCGCCCGCCCAGCGCGGCGGCGACGGCGCCCUGGGGCCGCGCAGGGCGCAUUGCGGCGGCACACAGGCCGCGGGCAGCGCCAACGCCGCGGCGGCGGGAUCACCGGCACCAGGCGACGAGACCGUCCUCACGCUGGUGCCGCCGAGUGUUCCCAACGACCCCGCGGACUUGCACAGGGGACAGCAGGGCGAGUGGCUCCCGCGCGUCGUCACGGUCAUGAUACGGCGGCAUCCCGAUCGACGUGAAGCAGGGGGGCCUGCUGGACCUCAUCGAGCGGACCGGGUUCAGGCGCCGCUUCGACUACGCAUACCUGCCCCGCAAUUUCCACACCGGCACCAGCCAGGGGCACGCGUUUGUCAACUUCGUCACCCCGAGCGACGCCGACAACUUCUACAGCAUGUGGAACCGGUCGCAGUUGGUGGGCGCCCGCCUCGACGUGGCCGAGCUCAAGAUCCGGGCCUCGCUGGUGCAGGGCUUCGAGGAGAACACCAAGAGCUGGACCGCCUCCAGGCUGCGCCGCGUGAGGAACCCCGAGUUCCGCGCCUUCAUCGCCGACGGCCUGUGCGCCGCCGCCCCCUGAGCCCCGCGCGGCCCUGCCCGCGGGCCCCGCCAGCACGGGCGCGGGCGGCCGAGGAGCCUCGAUGCCAGCCGCGCCUCCGCCCGCGCUCGGCGGCGAGCACCCCGCGAGUGCGUUGUCGGUGUCUAUGGGUUGCCUCAGUCUCGUCUCGCUUGCAGACGGGGAGCGGGUGCGCCCGUGGACGCCGUUCUGCGAUGUGCGGGAGUCGAGCACCAAGCAUCGGCACAUGCAUGAGCUCUCGGCAGUCCACGCAGAUUUCUUGGGUCGGCACUGGCCCCUUUUCUCUGCCGACGCCAGGGGCGCCGCCAGGGGGGCUGCCUGGAACUCAUCGACGCUGGCGACGGGGGGCAGGGCGGGGGUUGACCAUUUCAGCAGGGGAGGUGGUGGGAUCACGGCAGAGGUCAAUCUAGCGGCGCCUUCACUCCGUUUCAAAGCCCCGCGCGCCGCGCUCUCGUCGCGAGCUGGCCGCAGGGGGGCCCGGUGGCCAGCGCCAGCGGCGUCGUUGGGUGCACUCCCCGCGCGGGGGCUCGCCUUGAGAGAUGCAUGUCUCGGCGAGCGCCCUCAGCAGGCGGCCUGCCUGUUGCACAUACAUUUUAGAAUCUACGGGCCCUUUUUAUCAGCUUCGGCCCCGUGGGUGGGCUCCGCCCAAGGCGCUUCAUUCGCGCAUCUCCCUUGGCAGCGCGGGCGAGUGAUGCCCCACCAUACCCAUUGUUCGGUCAAUCAUUUCCCAUCUUUGCGGCUUGCCGCCCUGUUGCGUCGUGUCGGAGGUCCGCGCGGACUUCCCCCAUCGGCGCUGGCGCCCUCUUCAGUGGCAUGGGCCAAUGGGCCCUCUCCAGCCCAGACGGGCCCAGAGCUACGCCAUUAUUCCAUCUCUCGAUGGAGCAAUAUCUCAUCUUGCUGUCAUGGCGUAUGUAGCCAUCUCGACCGUCAUGGUCUCGUACUCCACUGGGAUACCGUGCUGUUCUUUGAAGUGCGUCCUCGCACGAGUGCGAACUUUUGGGGCCAUGGCGUGCACCAUCUCUCGCGGUCACGGCGUGCAGCAUCUCUCACUAAAGUUCAGCUACCAGGUGUACUGAUAAGAUUUGGUGCUCGCGUGAUGCGUAGACAUCCAGACGAGAGAACCGUGCGGAUUGCUCUUUUGAUUAGGAUGAUACGUCCUCUGUGCACAGGCGUCGGCCAGUGCGAGCUCGCCGGUCCCUCGGCAUAUCGAGGGCGGAGCAAUUGCUCUACUUUACUGCCAGUGAGCGCCAACCGUCCGCGCGCACACACUUUCGGCUUCCUGGCUGGGUGGAUCCGAUGCAGUGAGAAGUUGGUGCGGUCAGUCAGGCCGGAGGAAGCGGCUGACGCGUGCAGACACUCGCACACACACAACCGCAC